Messenger RNA from Periconia digitata, 3780 nucleotides. Lineage: Eukaryota; Fungi; Ascomycota; Dothideomycetes; Pleosporales; Periconiaceae. The record is from the annotation of a GenBank genome assembly.
AUGGCAGUAUCAAGACGUGCCGGGCGCAAGAAAGAGGGUGGCGGGGGAGCCCCAAAGCAGCAGUUUGCGAAGAAGGCCGUUUUCGAGAGCACCAAGAAGAAGGAGGUCGGCGUCUCGGAUCUCACGCUGAUUAGCAAGAUAUCAAAUGAGGCCAUCAAUGAAAACUUGAAGAAGCGCUUCGAGAAUGCCGAAAUCUACACAUAUAUCGGCCAUGUACUGGUUUCCGUCAACCCUUUCCGAGACCUCGGAAUCUACACAGACCAGGUGCUGGACAGCUACAAGGGCAAGAACAGGCUCGAGAUGCCUCCGCACGUAUUCGCCAUCGCCGAGUCGUCGUAUUACAACAUGAACGCGUACAAGGACAACCAGUGUGUCAUCAUUUCCGGGGAAUCAGGGGCUGGAAAAACAGAAGCGGCGAAGCGAAUAAUGCAAUACAUUGCCAAUGUCUCUGGUGGCAACAACACUUCGAUUCAAGAAAUCAAGGACAUGGUGCUGGCCACGAACCCUCUACUCGAGUCGUUUGGAAACGCGAAGACUCUACGAAACAACAAUUCCUCCCGGUUCGGAAAAUACCUCGAGAUACAGUUCAAUGCGCAGGGUGAACCGGUAGGUGCCAACAUCAACAACUACCUCCUGGAGAAGUCGAGAGUAGUAGGCCAAAUCACAAACGAGCGGAACUUCCAUAUCUUCUAUCAGUUUGCGAAAGCAGCAUCAGAGAGCCACAGGCAAACGUUUGGCAUUCAGCAACCACAAUCGUACGUCUAUACCAGCCGAUCGAAAUGCUAUGAUGUCCAGGGAAUAGACGACCAUGCGGAAUUCAAAGAUACUCUCAAUGCCAUGAAGGUCAUUGGGUUAUCACAAGCUGAACAAGACAAUAUAUUCCGAAUGCUUGCGGCUAUUCUAUGGCUCGGAAAUGUGUCGUUUCAAGAGGACGAUUCAGGGAAUGCCGCAAUUGUGGACCAAUCCGUCGUGGAUUUCGUUGCCUAUCUACUCGAGGUCGAUUCCGCCCAUGUCAACAAAGCCCUUUCCACACGCGUUAUGGAGACGAGUCGUGGAGGGCGGAGAGGCUCCGUGUACGACGUACCGCUGAACCCGGCGCAAGCAACGGCUGUGCGCGAUGCACUUGCAAAGGGUAUCUACUUCAAUCUUUUCGAUUGGAUCGUACAGCGCGUCAACGUAUCACUACAAGCCCGAGGUGCAAUGUCACAUUCUAUCGGAAUUCUCGACAUUUAUGGAUUCGAAAUCUUCGAAAAGAAUAGUUUCGAGCAGCUGUGCAUUAACUACGUCAAUGAGAAGUUGCAGCAGAUUUUCAUCCAGUUGACUUUGAAAGCCGAGCAGGACGAAUAUGCGCGGGAACAGAUUCAAUGGACACCAAUCAAAUAUUUCGACAAUAAAGUUGUUUGUGAACUCAUUGAAGAGAAGCGUCCGCCGGGUGUUUUCUCCUUCUUGAACGAUGCGUGCGCGAUAGCCAACGCAGAUCCUGCUGCCGCCGACCAGACUUUUUCACAACGUCUGGGUGCACUCUCAACCAACCCAAACUUUGAGCCCCGCCAGGGACGGUUCGUCAUCAAGCAUUAUGCCGGUGACGUAGCCUAUGCGGUGGAUGGUAUGACGGAUAAGAAUAAGGAUCAGCUGCUCAAAGAUCUGCUCCUGCUCUUGGGCAAUAGCUCCAAUAGUUUCGUGCACACACUUUUCCCUGAUCAAGUCAAUACCGACGACAGAAGGCGACCACCCACUGCAGGAGACAAGAUCAAAGCUUCAGCGAAUGACCUCGUCUCUACCCUCAUGAAAGCGCAACCGUCAUAUAUUCGAACCAUCAAACCCAACGAAAACAAGUCCGCCACCGAGUUCAAUGAACCAAACGUUCUACAUCAGAUCAAAUACCUGGGUUUGCAAGAGAAUGUUCGUAUUCGACGUGCGGGUUUCGCAUCCCGUCAAACUUUCGAAAAGUUCGUGGAGCGCUUCUUCCUUCUAUCGCCAAAGACCGGGUAUGCGGGAGAAUACACAUGGUCGGGAGACUACCAAAGUGGCGCGAAGCAAAUCUUGAGGGAUACCAAUAUUCCCGCCGAGGAAUUCCAGAUGGGUACUACCAAAGUGUUUAUCAAAACUCCCGAAACCCUUUUCGCGCUCGAAACUAUGCGGGACCGUUACUGGCACAACAUGGCUAUUCGAAUUCAACGUGCUUGGAGGAAUUAUCUACGGUAUCGAGCCGAGUGCGCAACUCGUAUCCAAAGAUUCUGGAGACGAGUUAAUGGAGGCAUGGAAUUCAUCCAAGUGCGUGACGAGGGCCAUAAGAUUCUUGGUGGUCAAAAAGAGAGACGGCGAUUUAGUUUGAUUGGAUCCCGCCGAUUCAUGGGUGACUACCUGGGUAUCGGCAACAAAGGUGGUCCCGGUGAAGUGAUUGCUAACGCUAUCGGCAUUUCUGGCGAAGAGGUGGUAUUCUCCUGUCGAGCUGAGAUUUUGGUGUCUAAGCUUGGCCGGUCAUCCAAACCGGAGGCUCGACAGCUCGCGUUGACCAAAAAGAACGUAUAUCUGAUCAAGCAAGUCUUGGUCAACCGGCAAAUUCAGAUUCAAGCAGACAGGACCAUACCUGUCGGGGCUAUCAAAUUCAUCAGCUGUUCCAAGUUGAAGGAUGAUUGGUUCUCCAUUGGCGUAGGAUCACCGCAAGAGCCUGAUCCCUUGGUCAAUUGUGUCUUUAAGACGGAAUUUUUCACUCACUUGAAGCACGUUUUACGCGGCUCACUGACCUUGAAGAUAGGCGACACGAUUGAAUACAACAAGAAGCCCGGUAAGCCAUCACAGAUCAAAACGAUGAAAGAUCCAGCUGUGCCACGAGACGACACCUACAAGAGUGGUACCGUGCAUACCGGUCCCGGAGAGCCACCCAACUCGGUCUCAAAGCCUACACCCAAAGGCAAGCAAGUUGCAGCAAAGCCAAUUACCAAAGGCAAACUGUUGCGUCCUGGUGGACCAGGUGGUGGGCCAUCAAAGCUCGCCAGUCGUCCUGCUCAACCUCGACCUACACCCGCUGCCGCACCUCAAUCUAGACCGGUACCACAGCCAGUGGCUGCGUUGUCAAACGGGUCAUCGCAUGCACGCAAUUCAUCUGCAUCAUCCAACCGGGCACCGCCCCCGCCGCCUCCCGCACCUCCCGCUGCACCACCAGCUCCAAAAGAACCAACAUAUAAAGCCAUGUAUGAUUUCGCUGGCCAAUCAGCUGGCGAGUUGAGUAUCAAGCAAGACGAGAUCAUUCUCGUCACCCAAAAAGAAGGCAACGGCUGGUGGCUGGCACAACGUUUAGACAAAUCGGCCUCAGGCUGGGCGCCUUCCGCCUACCUCGAAGAAGUCGUCAACAAGCCCGCUCCGCCGCCCGCUCCUCCCGCACCACCAGCGCGUCCUGGUGCCAACGGCGUGCGCGGUAAACCGGCGCCGCCUGCCCCUCCGGCAAAACGUCCCGCAGCAAAGAAUCGACCGUCAGCGAACGGGACGAGUAGUCCCGGUGCUGGGGCGAGGGAUAGUGGGGGAAGUAUUGCGGGGGGGUUGGCGGAGGCACUGAGACAGAGGCAGGCUGCUAUGCAAGGUAAAAAGGCAGAUGACGAUGAUUGGUGAGGAAAGUUGGAGAUGAACCAGCACUGAGGCGAUUCGAGAGGGCGCAAGGGCGAGCUAUGAUGGUAAGACGGUGGAAGAGAGACUUGCUUAUCAAUUUGCUCGUUGCGUGUAGAGCAACCAGUAUUCAGCAUAAAGGCCUAUUUUGGCAAGAGAAUCGUCGGUGGCAAGCUU